Molecule: messenger RNA, 3110 nt
Organism: Gryllus bimaculatus (two-spotted cricket)
Lineage: Eukaryota; Metazoa; Arthropoda; Insecta; Orthoptera; Gryllidae
Source: the annotation of a GenBank genome assembly
GGGCAAGAACAACGUAGCUCGUACAGGCGCGGUUUGACGUGCCUACUCUAUACUAUACUAUACUUCGUACAUUACCACUUCAAUCUUUUCGUAAAUAACUAUUAAAAUUUGUAUAAUUGUUUAUUCUCAUCAUGUUUAAAUGCUAACUGCACAGAAUUAUUUCAAAAUGCCACCUAUGCAAAGCAUGCUGGGAUUAUUUAAGACAUAACCGGCGUGACGGUGACCACAAAAGACCUGAAGCGAACCGCGAUCCAAGGCCAAACGCUCUGUUAAACACGCCCUGAUAUUGGAUGCCCUGGGUGGUGCGGUGUUUUGGGGCGUGACGCUAAGGUCAUAUUUGUAGUUUGUUUAGAAUAAGGUUAAAAUUGUAAUCGUGAACUCCAUGGUUUUAGAGUAAUGGGUUCCAAAACUAAGACUGGCCUUGCUGCUACGUAUUUGACUGUAUUAGCUUUCUUGCUCAUAUUCGUAGCUUUUGUGACACCGUGUUGGCUUGAAACUGAUGGUAAAAUACCAAAUCCUAAAUUUAUAAGAAUUGGUUUGUGGGAGGUGUGCUUCAAUGACUUGAAAGACACACAUCACUUUUAUGACACAAGAUUCACUGGUUGUUGGUGGGUUUUUGAAGAGGAAUACUACAUAAUUCAUGACCUUCUUCUGCCAGGAUUCUUCGUUGCCACACAAUUUUUCUUCACAUUAUGUUUCACCCUUCUUCUGGUGGCUAGUUUCCUGACAGCCUUGUACUUGUGUUGUUCCCGCCAUCAUGAUCGCUUUGUUUUGCUUCUGCUCGUCACUGGUGCGGAUCUUGUUUUGGCAGCUGUUGCUGGUACAAUAGCUGUGAUCAUAUUUGGUGCUCGUGGAGAUGGACGUGAUUGGAUGCCUUCUUGGGAGCAUAACAACAUGAGCUGGUCCUAUGCGUUGGCGGUACUAGGGGUUUUAGCCCUCUACGCAUCUGGAUUUCUCUUUCUGACUGAAGGUCGUCGUCAUCACAAGCGCAGAUUGCGUGAACGGGAAGGACACACCUCAGAAUUUGGAAUGCAGCAGAGGAAAGGUCCUGCUACUCAUACUACAAUAUGAGAUUACUGAAAAGAUCUGAUUCGGUUUAAGAAAAGUGCCUUUUAAAACAUAGGGGCAAUUUAUUCCGUCCGGGUGUUAAGUGGAAUAGAUGUAGUUGAACACAAGAUAAUCUUAUGCCAUAAUCGGAGCCAUUGUCUGUGCUCAUUGUUCUGAUUUUUAACUUUUUCAGAGGAAAUUGUUGAAUAUGUUUUAUAGAUUAACUUGUUUCUAUGGAAAAUUAAUUUAUUUUUUACCUUUGAUAGAUAGUACUUAUAAAUUUUAUAAUUUCAGCAACUCUUAAUGUUUUUGUAUUUUCUGCAGUGUCAUGCACAGUGGCUGGCUAGACUACAUACUCAACCACUUAGAAAACAGUUUUGAUAAUCUACACAAAUAAGUAUUUAUAUGUGAUUUUUUUAAGAAGUUGCAACGAAACUUUUGUUUAUUGCAACUGAUAAAGGAAAUGAGUAUUUCUGUAAUUUGUAGGGUGAUUGCAUAUAUUUUUAAUGCACAUUUAUGUUUUUUAUAAACAAUAAUAUAUUUUUUUUGCUCCAUUUGUAAAAAUUGGUCUUCUCAGUAUGUGACUUUAGAUCAAGGAAUGGAUUGGAUAGUACCACAAAUGAUUAUAUAUAUAUAUAUAUAAUGCCUGGUUUAUAUUUUGUUUCUGGCAACAAUUAAUGAAAUGAUGUAAUGUUGUAUAUAGUUUUGCACAUUUAUAUAACUGAAUUAAAAUAUGACAUUAGUCAAGUUUUACAUUUUAACUUGAUGGAAAUGUUUUAUUUACAAUUUGUUAAUUGAAUGAAUUACCAUACUGUGGUACUAAGAAACAAUUCACAAUGUACAAAUAUUUGAUUAUGUUAUAUUUUUCUCAUACAAGAACAUGCUUUUGCUUACAAAAAGUAUCUGAAUUACAUUUGAGAGUAAUUUGUGGAUAUCUCUUUGAUUUCCAUUUUCUGGCUUUUAAAGAUUUUCUUUAUGUAUUGAAUUAUUUCUUAUGUUUCAUAUACACAAUGUCUUGAUUUUGUGUACUUAAUCGGAAAUUUGAAUCUUUGAACAUUAUAAAAAGUAGACAAAGUUUUGAAUGUUGUGUUCAUUUAAGCAGCUCAACAAUUUGAACUAUUAAUGAUUAUGAUAACCCUAAAGACUCAAACGUUAUUGAAAAGCUUACUUCCAGAGUGAUGCAUUUCCAAGAAUGAAAAUUUUCCAGGGGGAGAAAAUGUUCAAAUUCAGCCAUAUUUUUGAAAGUUAGAUUUAAUAGUUUUCAGAUAGUGUUUAUCAUAGAAGAAAAGCUAUUUUUGAAUGCACUAUUUGCCAGCAUUGUGGGGAACUGUCUUGAGAUAAUAUUGAUACUUAAAAACUACAAAACAAAUGGAAAUGAAGAUAUGUCACUCAAAUUACAUGCUUCCUUUUCGGAUGUUAGAAAGAUGUCUGGUGUAUUAGCAAAUGUGCGUAUGCACACAGCAACUCUGCUAUCCCAGAAGUUGGUGUGCACUUAAUUAUUUUCAAUGAUUUGUCAAAAGGAAGUGUGUGAAUGAGGUCAUAGGAAAUAGGCUCUUCAAAUGAGUUGAGAAAUUAUUCUCUGGAGAAGACAAUGAUCUGAGUGAUCUGUAGUGAUGCAUGUCACUUGGGAAAUCAUGUUCUCGUUUGUCUCUGCAUUAUCAGAGAAAUCAUGGGCUUGUUCUAACUUCUGGUCAGCCUUCCUCUCAUUUGAGUAUGAGAAAUAAGUGGUUUUUAUCAAUUCCUUAGUGUUCUUUUUUCCUUGAUUCUGCCUCAAGAUAAAUGUUACAACACAGUAUUUUUGAGGAUAUAAUCAAACAAACUCAUUCCAAAUGCAUGCUACAAAUAAUUAUCUUGUCAAAAUAUAUUUGAGUGAUAAAUAUUUUUGACUCAAGUUUCAAGUAUUUUUAUACCGUCCACUUGUAUAUUUCUGUGUGUUUGAUACUAUUUUAUAGACUAUCUGAGUAAAGUAUAGUUUUAAUAUAUUUUUAUGUUGACCUGUAUUUAAAUACAUUUAUGAAUGCUUGAAAUAUGUAUAAAUAAAUGUGUUCAGUUUCAUUAAACAA